Messenger RNA from Stylophora pistillata, 3925 nucleotides. Its product is annotated as pleckstrin. Gene Ontology annotation, biological process: actin cytoskeleton organization; intracellular signal transduction. Lineage: Eukaryota; Metazoa; Cnidaria; Anthozoa; Scleractinia; Pocilloporidae. The record is from RefSeq and is a predicted model, not a curated record. Gene Ontology annotation, cellular component: plasma membrane. Gene Ontology annotation, molecular function: phospholipid binding; protein binding.
CUUCAGAUUUCGCAUUUUGCUUAAGAGAUGCAUCGAGAGAGAUGCUUCAGUUUUCAGCGUUUUCUUAGUUUAUGUGGUCGAUGCUUGAAGGAAGCCGCUUGCUAAAACAUUUUAUUGAGGGUCAGAGGUGAAUGGCCUCCUUGAGAAUUGUCACGAACAUAAUUCUCGUCACGACAUCUUCCAAAGAUCGGUGUCUACUCGGAAACAUUUGUAGAUAUUGCGACACUUUGAGAUUGAACUCGGCGGAAACUUAACAUGGAUUCCAGGGAACCAAGGAAAUUAAAGGAGGGUUUCCUUGUGAAAAAGGGCCAUGUUCGUCACAACUGGAAGACAAGAUGGUUUGUUUUGCAUGAGGAAAUGUUGAUGUACUUCAAGAAAAAAAAUCAGGUGAUGUACAAUGCUGGUGAGAUUCCACUGAGAGGCUGCUUUUUAGUCUCACCCUGCACAGAGUACACCAAAAAAGAGGGUGUGUUUAGGAUAACAACAAAAGAGAAUACAGAGUACUUACUUCAAGCAGCAAACGAAGAGGAACGUGAAGAUUGGACCACAGCAAUUGCAAAUGCAGUCAGACGAUUAGAUAUUAAAUAUAAGUGCACUGAUCCAGAGGAAGUUCCUAGAAGUUCUUACCCAAGGUUAUCUGUACAAUGUACUCCAACCCAAAUAAGGGACAUGGUGGAAGCAAUGCAAGAUGCAGAUGCGGGAAUACCUCUUGACAAUCAUGCCUGUCUCGAGGAAAUUAAAACUCACAAACUCUGCUUUACUGGAGUUCAAGUGAUCGACUGGCUGCUUAAAUGGUCCUUUGUAUCAAAUCGUGAAAAAGGCAUCACUUUAGCAUCUGUGUUGUUGGAAGACGCUCAUCUUCAGCCAGUUGGAAUAACAAGUAAAACUUCAUUCAAAAGAAAAACAAAAUUUGAGAACUGCACCACAUUUCUGGAUAGUCCUGAUGCACUUUACAGAUUUUCUGCUCUGAGAUACAGCGCCAAUGAAGGUUUGGAGUUAGAAUGGUCAGAUGACUCAAGUGAUUCUGACGAUGAAGUUCCACGAGAUCAGUGUGGAGCUAUCAGAGGAAGUAUUGUCAAGCAAGGCUUCCUACAGAAAAAGGGUCAUGUCCGACACAACUGGAAAACAAGGAAGUUUAUUCUUUGUACCCAGCCCACUAUGUUGUUUUACUGUCGGCCUUCUAAGGCAUCUACGCCAGUUGGACACAUCAAGUUGCAGGACAGCGAAGUAAAGACUCUUAAAAAUGAUGACGAACUUUCCGGAGCCGAAUGUGAAAAUGGGAGAAGAAAACAAACAGCUCAAUACACGUUCCUGUUACGAACAAGGAAAGGAAUCAAAUACAUAUUCCGAGCAGCGUCCGAGGAGGAUAGAAUGGAAUGGGUACAAACUCUUCAAACCGUCUGCGAGAAGUCUUGGAGUACGGAGUAAAAAAUACUUUGAGUAGAAAAAAAUACUCUGAUGCUGAAAGACCGUUGAGGUAAAUUUUCGGGAGAGUAAGAAGAAAACAUUAAUAUAACCCUGUUACCUUUCGCUGAUUUGCAAAUCCCUGUUAUUCCAGCACCGAGUGAAAAAAAGCUUCAUUGAUAUAUUUUUGCACUCGCACGUGUCCUGGAAUCUGUGACGGCCCAAUCAAAAUAGUUUUAUAAAACUGCAGUCAUAAAUUUUUAGUACCUUAGCGGAUGAUAGAUACAGAUCCUUAAAAAGAGAAUAUAUAUGGAGAGGGGGUAAAUAAUUAUGAAAAAUGCUGUAUCAUUUACGAAGGCUUUUAUUGUCUAUUUUAUAUAAAUUUUCAGUACCUUGGAAAAUGAUAGAUACAGAUCUUUAAAAAGAAUAUAUUUGGAGAGGGGGUAAAUAUGAAAAAUGCUGUAUCAUUUACGAAGACUGUUAUUGUCUAUAUUAUGCAAAAGAGUUUUCGGAAUUAAUUUACUAACAGUAAAAACAGAGACCAUAUCUGUAAAAAGGAAGAAGAAACUUCGCUUUAAACCCGAUCAUUGAACUUGAAUGUAUGAAACAGGUAAAUAGAGCCAGGCAUGAAUAACCACUGUUAGCUAAUUUAUAAUCACAAUGUAUCUGUAAAACGUUAAGAAGAUGGCGACAUGACGAAAUUUAUUUCUUAUUCCACACUUAUCCAAAGGCGAAGUGAUUGUUCAGUGAGCCUGAGGAGAUAAUUUUUUAUUGUAACUGCUCGGGUGAUUAUCAGAGAAAGUGCACUUUCUUUCGUUUUGCUUCCUUCCUCCUUAAACACAUCAAGAACUCACACGAAGACCAUUUUGCACAUCAGUGCUUCCCACCGACGAAGCACCACAGUUUCUUCAUUGUCAUAAUUACCUUGCGUAGAGUUAUUGCGGCGAGAUAUGGGGUAAUUUUCGACCAAUCAGAGCGUGGGCAUCUCUAUAAUCAGCUGAGUAAUUACACUAAGUAACGAGUCAUAUGUGAACAUCAAAUUCCUAAAACUAACGAGAUAAGAAUUUUAUGGUAGAAAACAAUUGGGCUAGUCAAGUUGUCCAGUGAAACCUAUUUUUGCUCGGACACAACCCAUGUAUACAUUUCGUCAUAUCUCACUACCCCCAUAAAAACAAGUAUUAUUUACACGCUUUAAUUGUACAUGCAGUCUCGAACUCAAUGCAAGAGAAGUGAUACAGCUGUAUUUAAAACCUCAACUUAGCUCUAAAUUAAAUUCUUCGUAUGCGUAAAAAACUGGGCAAAAUGUCCGGCCACCCAAUGAGUUGAGCGGUCAAAACCCAUCUUUAUGCGGGCUUUGUCCGUUGACUGGCUGUUGUAUUCAGCCCAGGCGUGUCUUUUACAUAAAAAAGGAAAUAGUGGUUAAUUUUUCAAAAGUUUAAUCCACAUAUGAAUUCUUUCUUCCGCUGGUUGCGAAAAAUAACAGUCCAACAAUCAAUACUUUAAGGACACUCCACAUAUAUAACUACCGUAAGAGUCAGUUGUUUUGUGUCACCCCUUCUAUACUUUUUUGUGCCCAUUGUGCCUUCCAGUGUUAGGGUGUCGUGUAAGUCCGUAAACCUCCCCCAUUAUUUUUUAUAUCAAUGGUCCUUCGCUGCGAGUUCUGCUGUGCAAACAUGCAAGAUUCCCGUAAAAGUAAUAUUUUGUCUUGUUAGGCGUACAGCAGCAAGGUCUAAUGUUGUUGAUGAACGAUGUUUAGAACAGUCUACGUAUCAAUAUCACUUCCUGAAUACCCCCACCGCCGCAGCACCACAGUUUCUCUAGAAACGUACCCCCCUUUAUUUAUUUAACAGAGCAUAAUAUUGAUAGCGAAUUGAGUUUUUAAGCAUCUUUAUUUUAAUAGGAAUUUUAGUUGUCGUUGCAUGCAAGGUUCAUAUCGGCUGAGCCGCCGGGAAACUGAACGUAGCACGAAAAAUGGACUUUCAUUCGUCUCUGGGAACUUUGCGUGAAAUCCAGUGUUGCAAAAACAAAAAAAACAAAAAAAAACAGCUUUACAAAGGAUUUCUCAGGUGGGAAUACACUAUAGUUUGUUCGAGGCGUGGCCUUCAUUUCUUGCGAGAUCCACUUUAGGAAAAUACACCGCUGUUAUUUGGAAGGAUAUAUCUCAAUCCACAUUAUAAGCCAAACCCAAACACAACAAAUAUCACUAAAGACUGAGGUAAGUCAACAGCAACACUCUUUUAGGGUCGAAAUAAAGGCGUUCUGUCCCUGUCGAGCGAAUAAAUGCGUCUCUAACUCUGUACUUCGCGCUACAACUUCUCUAGCCAUGAUUCUUUUCAGUCACAGUCAUCUGACAGUAUGCCCUUCUAUUCUCCGCCGCUUUAUAUUUUCUGCGGGAAAUAAAUGAAAAGCAGAGAAUCAGGUCAAUUCUAGGGAGUUUUAUUUUAAUUUACUGAAAUAGCGCGCAAAUACUAGAUGUUAGAAUUAAUCACUUUUGCGAGGUGAUUUUUUGUCCCAGAGCGGA